This is a messenger RNA of Suillus fuscotomentosus, 1086 nucleotides long. Its product is annotated as WD40-repeat-containing domain protein. Gene Ontology annotation, biological process: iron-sulfur cluster assembly. Lineage: Eukaryota; Fungi; Basidiomycota; Agaricomycetes; Boletales; Suillaceae. The record is from RefSeq and is a predicted model, not a curated record. The transcript has 5 exons. Gene Ontology annotation, molecular function: protein binding. The coding region runs from base 1 to 1086 and encodes 361 amino acids. Gene Ontology annotation, cellular component: cytosolic [4Fe-4S] assembly targeting complex.
AUGGACGUCGACCUACCCUGCAGACUUGAACUCAUUUCUGAUCUUCCAGGGCACGAUGAACGUGCCUGGCAGGUCGCGUGGAAUCCCACCAAGCCUCUGCUAGCGUCAUGUUCCGCAGACAAAUCUGUGCGAACAUACAGCUAUCGGCCAUCCGAUCACGGAAGUAAAUCACUGGCCUUUUCACACGUAGGCACUAUUCCAACAGGGCAUACGAAAACCGUACGCAGUAUCGCAUGGGCACCAUCAGGCAAAACGCUCGCCGCCGGAUCAUUUGAUUCGAAUGUUAGUGUAUGGGAACGAGAGGAUGUCUCGGACUCCGAGGAUUCUGGGGAGACUGCGGGGGAUUGGGAGUGUGUGACAUUGUUAGAAGGCCAUGAAACGGAGUGUAAGAGCGUUGGGUAUUCGAGCUCAGGAACGCUGCUAGCAAGUUGUAGCAGAGAUAAAACUGUGUGGAUAUGGGAGGUUCAACCCGAUGCAGAUUUCGAGUGUAUGGGCGUACUCAUGGAACAUAGCCAAGACGUGAAAUGCGUCGCAUGGCACCCUUCCGAAGAGAUACUUGCAUCUGGUUCGUACGACGAUACCAUUAAGCUUUAUAUAGACGAUCCUUCGGAAGACUGGUAUUGUUUCUCGACCCUCUCUGGUCACAAGUCUACCGUUUGGUCCCUUUCUUGGUCGCCGCAAGGUAGUUAUCUCGCCUCGUCCUCUGAUGAUCUUACAAUCAGGAUAUGGAAAAGAGUAGAGGAGCAUAAAUGGAAAUCUGUAUUAGAGCUGAGAGGACAUGAAAGGAGUAUUUACUCGAUCAGCUGGGGAGUUGGGAAGGGCGCGAGCGAGAAUCUUGGAUGGCUCGCGACUACUGGUGGUGAUGGCAAAAUCAAUGUCUGGGAAAUAACUGCUCACAAGCUCUUCCAGGAAACGCAGCAUACGAAGGAUCCUCUGAGUGCGAAACUGCUCGCAAGAGUGUCUGGCGCUCACAAUGUCAACGACAUCAAUUCUGUCUCAUGGUGCCCUCGCCUAAAUCAUUCAGAUUUGCUAGCCACUGCUGGCGAUGAUGGCUUGGUCAAAGUAUGGAGGGUAGUGCCUUCUUAG